CGUCGAUGGGUUGAAUUGGGAAAUUCUUCCCUUUUGAGAUUGUGGAUGUCGAUAUUCUGGUUCACAACAUGACCAACCGCAACAUUGAUGUUUCCCAGGUAGAAGGGCCUAAUAAUCCACAGCCUGUUGCCUCCGGGGAUCCGGAUCAGUCUCGCGGGGGCAAUAAGGUUUACAAAAGCGGUCCCCUGUAUAUAUCAUCCAAAGGUAUUGGAUGGACUUCUUGGAAGAAAAGGUGGUUCAUUUUAACACGCACCUCAUUAGUCUUCUUUAGAAGUGAUCCUAAUGCGGUCCCAUUGAAAGUAGGUGAAGCGAAUUUAACACUUGGGGGUAUCGAUCUCAACAGUUCAGGCAGUGUGCUUGUCAAAGAAGAUAAGAAGCUACUGACUGUACUCUUUCCUGAUGGUCGUGACGGGCGAACUUUCACUCUUAAGGCUGAAACAUCAGAAGACUUGCUUGAGUGGAAGGCUGCACUCGAAGAAGCUUUGGUAAAUUCCCCAAGUGCUACUCUCAUUGUGGGACAAAAUGGAAUAAUCAGGAAUGAUCAAACAAAUGCGGUUGAUGUUUCCUCAGAACAAUCCAAGGACAAAUCACCCGUGAAAUCUUUGGUCAUUGGUCAGCCAGUUUUACUUGCUUUGGAAGGUAUAGAUGGGACUCCGUCAUUUUUGGAGAAAGCUCUUAGGUUUGUAGAAGAACAUGGAGUUAAAGUUGAAGGUAUCUUGCGGCAAGCCGCAUAUGUGGAUGAUGUUGAGCGUCGGAUCCGAGAGUAUGAAAAAGGGAAAAUUGAGUUUUCUGCCGAAGAGGAUGCACAUGUCAUAGCUGACUGUGUCAAGUAUAUACUCCGGGAGUUACCAUCAUCUCCAGUUCCUGCAUCGUGUUGCAAUGCUCUGUUAGAAUCUUGCCGAGUUGAGCGAGGUAUGAGAGUAAGUGCUAUUCACUCAGCUAUACUGGAGACGUUUCCUGAGCCAAAUCGACGUUUAUUACAAAGAAUUCUUGUAAUGAUGAGAAAUGUAGUUUCUCACAAGAACGAGAACCGGAUGAGCACUUCAGCUGUUGCUGCUUGCAUGGCGCCUUUGCUACUGCGUCCUCUAUUAUCUGGAGAGUGCGAACUUGAACAUAACUUUGAUAUGGGUGGCGAUGGCUCUAUUCAACUUUUGCAAGCAGCUGCCGCAGCAAACCAUGCUCAAGCUAUUGUCAUCACUUUGCUAGAAGAGUAUGAUAAGAUUUUUGGGGAAGGCUCUGUGCAAACUGAACUCUACUCUGACUCAGAUGGUAGUGAAAGCGGUAGUGAAGAAAUUACUGAUGAUGAUGGAAAUUAUGAAGGUAGUGAUUAUGAUGAUGACAACAACGAGGAAGAAGAUGAAGAAGGGGAUAGUUCCGAAGAGGGGUCUGAUGCAGAAAUAACAAAUAAUUCUAAGCACGCAUCUAGAGCUACUAGUCAGACUGGUGAAAAUGAAGGUGCUAGUAAGGUCUCUAGUCCCAAGUCACCUGAAGCAUGCAAUGCUCUUGAAGUUAAUAACAAAUCUCAACAAGUAGCCAUUCAAACAUCUGGUAAGCAAGAAACACCUACGAAGCCAGAAACUGAACCCAAGGCAGAAAAUGCAGAUUCAUCCCCUGCUAAAAAAUCUACGGGUGCAUCUUAUGCCAAGAAGAACCAUUCCGCGGAAUCUAUUAAUACCCCCCUUGAUGAUGAUGCUGAAAUCCAGAAGCUUGAGGCCAUGAAUACUGACUUACGAAACAGAAUCGCCGAAGAGGCUAAGGUGAAUGCAGAUCUACAAGAAAGUAUGGAGAAACAGAAGAAUACCUUGCAUGAGCGCCGUCUAACUCUAGAGAAAGAAGUUGCAAGGCUUCAGGAUCUAUUGGAGAAGGAACAGGAGUUGAGGGUGAUACUGGAAGCCAGACUUAUCAAUCCUCAAGGAUCAUUGUCCAUACCUUCCAGUAUCAGCAAAGCUGUGAAAGCAAAGCUGGAAGAGAUUGCUCUAGCCGAGGCGGAUGUUAUGAAUUUGAAACAGAAGGCCGCUGAUAUUGAAGCAGAACUCAAUGAGCAGAGAGAACACAACUCCAGGUUUCAUAUUGAUUCGGGCAAUCAAGCACGCCAAAAAACAACUCAUCAAGGAAAAAUCUUCAUUUGCUGCCUCUGUCGAAUCUUUGCUGGCUGUGAAGGGGCCUUCCUCGUCUUCUUCUUCAUCAACCAAUUCUAAGAAAUCUGGCUCGAAAAAUGAGGGGGCGACAGCGACUUCAGCACUGUCAAAGCUAACAAACCGGCUCAACUUCUUGAAAGAACGCAACACUCAAGUUGGAAAUCAGGCCCAACCAAUUGACAAGGAGAGGAAUUCUGGGCAGCCUGCCCGGUCGAUUGAGAGAAAAGGGUCAGACCCUCCCCCAUCCUUGCAAAACAUAUUCGAAAGCAGCCCUUCAUCAGAACAUAGAGACCCAAACAGCAACCAAGCUGCCGUACAGAAUGUGGAUGGUCAACAAUCACUUCAAACUCCUCAAGAUACAUCAAGGAGCUCAGAUGGGCUUAAUACUAAUAACAACAACAACAACAAUAGUAGUAAUAACAACAACAAUUAUAAUAGCAACAACAACAACAAUAAUAAUAUGGACCGAGAUAAAACAGAAUGUUUUUCCGAGAAAAGCCGAAAUAAGGUGCCCCCUAGGACAGCUUCCAGAUGAUACACCUUGGUCAUGCUGAAGCUAUUCCUUUCGGUUUUUGGUUUUCUUUUCUUCUUGCAUUAACCACAUUAUAGCAUCUGAUGUAUUUGUUCGGGGACAACAACACUGGAAGAUGAUUAGCAAGCUUUCCAAAUUUGUCGUCCUUGAACCACUGCACUAGCUUCCAUUCCCUGCUGGUGCUGAAUGAGUAUAUAUGUCUGGAGCAAAGCUUGGUGCCCUUUUUUUGGGUGUAGCAAAAUUCCUAUUGGAUCAAUAGAGAUUCCAAUUUUUGUUGGUUUUUGUUUUCAAGUACAGUUAGAUAUAGUGGCUCUCACUCAUUAUCAAAUCUUUGUUUCAAGUGUUCCUAGAAUCUUGAAAUGCUGACAUGAAGAGCCUUUGUAAAGAAAGACAUGUUCUCAUU
Molecule: messenger RNA, 3073 nt
Organism: Cuscuta campestris
Lineage: Eukaryota; Viridiplantae; Streptophyta; Magnoliopsida; Solanales; Convolvulaceae
Source: the annotation of a GenBank genome assembly